Messenger RNA from Zychaea mexicana, 753 nucleotides. RefSeq names its product HAD-like domain-containing protein. The transcript has 3 exons. The record is from RefSeq and is a predicted model, not a curated record. Lineage: Eukaryota; Fungi; Mucoromycota; Mucoromycetes; Mucorales; Lichtheimiaceae. Bases 1 to 753 code for a protein of 250 amino acids.
AUGCCUGCAGUAGCCUUUGACUUUCUUGGUACGCUAUUUUCCUUUGCGCCCGUUAUUGAUCGCCUCGAAGACGUGUUUGGAAAGAAUGUACUACCGAUGCGACAGAAUGCCGAACGAUUAUUCUUUCAAUGGAUGUGGUCGGGUCUGCGCGAUUACUUUGGGUCGUCCCAAGCUGGUCGCUACUGUCCUUUGAUGACUGUUUUACAAAGCACACUGACACGCGCCAUGAUUAUUGAGGGAUACGCUGCACCGAGCAAGGAGCAAACAGAAAAAGUGAUGCGAGCUUUCAUAGAAGAUAUCAAGCCAGCCGCCAGCGCGAUAGAGGCUUUAGAGUUGCUCAAGAAAAACAAUUGGGAUAUUUGGGUCGUCACAAACGGAGCCUAUGCAGGCACCGUCUCACUAUUACGACAAAACGAAAUUUUGGACUAUUUCCGUCGAGGCGAUGAAGUCAACGUUUUGAGUUGUGACGAUCUGAUGAUAUCCAAACCGCAUCCCAAGGUUUAUUCGGAGCUCAUGCGACUCAACGUUCAUCGGACUCGAAGGAUUGAGAAUUUUUACCUCGUUGCAUCGCAUGCAUGGGAUCUCGCUGGCGCAAAGAACGUUUCGUUCCGUACUGUGUUCCUUACUACGGAAGAAAAGAUAUAUCCAGCGGACAUGUAUGAUGGAGUUGGACCGGACUUACAAGGGGAUUCGAUCUUGGAAUGCGUUCAAGCAAUGAUAGAUCUUGAAAAGAGCAAAAAACAUUUUCUUUGA